AUGAAUAUGAAUGAGCCAAAGAAAGCCGCAAUUUUAUAUUUUUUAUCAAGUAGUGAUGACGAAGAUGAGGAUGCAAAUUUGAAGAAUCCAAAUUUUUUCCUAAAGAGAUUCCUUACACAAUUACAGUUUGUUCUCCAGAGACUCAUAUUUUAUCAUAUUUAUAGUUUUCUGCAAACAAAUGUAGUCUACGUGAUGUAUCGGAACAUAUCAGGAAUACCAGGUGUUAUUGGAUGUAUUGAUGGAACUUCAAUUCCAAUCCGAACUCCUGCUCAUAAAAUAAAAAGUACCUAUACAAAUAGGCAUGACACACCUUCAAUUACUCUUCAAGGUGUAUGUGACUACAAAAAGAGAUUUGUUGAUGUAUUUACUGGUGCCCCUGGUAAAAUACAUGAUUCUAGAGUGUUUGCAUUAUCAGAUUUGAGCAAAACGCUCCCAAUUAAAUGUGAUAAAAAAUUUCAUUUAAUUGGUGAUGGUGCAUACAGUUUACGAGAGUGGUUGCUUAUUCCAUACAAAGAUUAUGGAAGGUUAACGGAAACCCAGAGAUACUUUAAUAAAAGAUUUUGUGCAACUAGAGUGUUGAUUGAGAAUUCAUUUGGACUCCUAAAAUCUAGAUUUAGACAGUUGCUGCAAUUAGACAUUCAUUCUGUAGAUAAAAUAACAAAAUUUAUUGUAUCAUCAUGUGUAUUACACAAUUUAUGCAUUGAUAUGAAUGACCACAUUAUACCUGAAGAUGUCGAUGAAGAUGAUUUGAGUGUAGUCGAAGAACCAGAUAAUAUAAUGGAUUCAGAAAUGAUACUCAAAAGAAAUGGUGAAAGAAAGCGUGAAGCAAUACAAAAUAGUUUACAAUUUAUGUGA
Molecule: messenger RNA, 855 nt
Organism: Macrosiphum euphorbiae (potato aphid)
Lineage: Eukaryota; Metazoa; Arthropoda; Insecta; Hemiptera; Aphididae
Source: the annotation of a GenBank genome assembly